AUGACGACAGAGUUACGCGGCGAGGGCCUCAGAAGCCUCUUGAAUGACCAUUUGGCAGUCCUUGCGAUUGGCGCAGUGACAGUCUACGCCUCGUUGAGAUUCGUCUAUUUGUCAUACUUACAUCCCGCAUCGCAUUUCCCAGGCCCAAAGCUGGCCGCAAUUUCGAACCUGUGGUAUGCGUACCAACAUCUCACUGGCCGAUAUCCAUGGGCAGUUGAGAAGGCCCUCAAGAAAUAUGGCGAGCUUUCCCCAGAGCCUUGUUCACCAGAUAUUUAUAAUAAGCAAACCAAGAAUCUGGAGCACUUCGUCAAGGUGGAUGUGGCUAUCGGGUUUGGAGAUGAUGGAAUUACGUGGGAGAAAGAUCCAGCAAAGCACCGCCAAAUGGCCAAAAAGCUCUCUCCAUCCUUCAGCGUCAAGUCCCUCAAGGCUCUUGAGCCGAUCAUGCACAACCAUAUCGAUAAGUUUGUCCAAACGAUAAAAACUUAUGGGAAUACCGAUGGUGGGAUUGAGCUGAAGAUAUGGACAGACUGGGUUGCCAUGGACAUGGCAGCCGACAUGGCGUCCAGCCGGGAGCUGAAGCAAGUUCAAGACAUGAAGAGCUCGCCCUUGCUGACAAUCUUCUGGGCCUUUAAUUUCUUUAUCACAGUUAACCAAGUCUUCAAGAAAUUUCCCCUUCUGAGCCCCUUGAAAUGGGCUUUUCUUCCAUUCUCCGUACUCUUCAGCCGGACCCAAAUUGAACGGGUGAAUCGAGACGCACUCGAGGGCAGGAUCGAGAGUCGUACGCAGAUGCAGCAUCCGGAUCACUUUGAGCAGCUGCUGCCUGCCAACGCGCCCAUUCCCACUAAGAGAGAGAAACUACACCUUGAGAUUCUUGUGAGCCAGUUGUUUCUUGGGGGCUAUGAACCGGUCGCCAGCCAAAUCCACUGCGCAAUCAUGUUCUCGUUGCACGAGCCGGAAACUUUGAAGAUCUUGGUCAAGGAGAUCAGAAACGCAUUCAACAGCUACGAAGACAUCAGCUCGGACCCCCUGGCCUCUCUCAGCUACCUGAACGCGGUUUUGAUGGAGUCCAUGCGCCUGACUGUCAACGUGGCGACUGGACUGGCACGAUCAAGUCCUGGCUCGGAGGUGGACGGAAACUAUAUUGCCAAAGGCAUCACCGUCCAGUAUGCUCACUUUGCAUUUACGCGUAGCUCUGCGUACUUUCACGACCCGCACAAGUAUAGGCCUCAACGCUGGCUGCCCACGACUCACGAACAUUGGGACCCAGCAUUCCAAGAGGAUGCCACCGACUCGUUCUUUCCAUUUGGCCACGGGCCUAGGGCUUGCAUAGGCCAGGCCCAGGCGUGGCGCCAGAUGAGGCUCUUCGUUGCCAAGGUGCUCUGGACGUUUGACGUCGAGAUGCUACCCGACCAGGAUUUGAACUUCGAGCGAGACUUCAAAUUGUACGCCAUGUGGGAAAAGCCAGAGUUCUGGGCACGAUUCCAUGAGGUGGCCCCCUCUGCGCGUGACAGCCAGAAGGACUAA
Neoarthrinium moseri is the source of this 1524-nucleotide messenger RNA. RefSeq lists its product as uncharacterized. Gene Ontology annotation, molecular function: oxidoreductase activity, acting on paired donors, with incorporation or reduction of molecular oxygen; heme binding; iron ion binding. Bases 1 to 1524 code for a protein of 507 amino acids. The transcript has 8 exons. The record is from RefSeq and is a predicted model, not a curated record. NCBI's taxonomy places the organism in Eukaryota, Fungi, Ascomycota, Sordariomycetes, Amphisphaeriales, Apiosporaceae.